GGCUCGCUCGAUAGGUUUCAGGUUGCAGGUGUGGCAAUGUCGGGCCCGAAGAACAGCCUGUGGAAGCGGGAGGCGUCGUCCUCGUUCGACACCGACGACGAUCGGCGGACGCCGGACGCUCCCCCCGUCGGGCGGUACUCCAUCUCCGCCUCCUCGCUCUUACAGCACGCGCUGGCCUCCAAGGUCUGGCGGCUCAAGGACAAUAUGCAGCCUGCGAAGCAGGAUUGCUUGGAGUCGAGACGAGAGUCGAGCGAGCUGCGGGAGCAUUCCAGCUCGGAGCUCGACCGAGUCGCACGCUACCUGGGCGUUCUCGCCGAGGAGACGUGGAAACAAGAUCGAGCUGCCGUUGAAGGUGAGGCUGGGAUAGCAACACUUGAAAGCGAGAAGGAGAAGUUGUUCUUCCGCUUGUGGACAUCAGAAGCUGAGAUAUUUAGUGAUGUUCAACCGUUGGUUCAAUCAGCUUUGGAUGGAUUUAACGUGUCAAUAUUUGCUUAUGGACAAAGUCACUCAGGAAAGAGGCACACUAUGGAAGGAUCUAGCCAUGAUCGUGGUGUAUAUGCACGUUGUUUUGAGGAGCUCUUCGAUUUAGCGAAUUCAGAUGCAACUGCUACACCUAGAUAUGGUUUUUCUGUCACAGUUUUUGAACUCCACAAUGAACAGGUACGAGAUUUGGUGCAUGAAUCAGGAAGGAAUUCAUCGAAAAUCUGCAUGGGGUCUUUGGAAUUUUUUGUCGAACUCACACAGGAAAAGGUCGACAAUCCAUUGGGUUUUUUGAAGGUCCUGAAAGAGGCAUUUCAAAGUCGAGGAAGUGAUGUUUUAAAGUCCAAUGUUUCUCACUUGAUCGUCACAAUCCAUAUAUCCCACAACAACUUGAUUACCGGAGAAAACCCUUAUAGCAAGCUUUCUCUUGUUGAUUUGGCUGGAAGUGAAGGGUUGAAUGUGGAAGAUGGUAGUGGGGAACGGGUGACAGAACUUCUACAUGUUAUGAUGUCACUUUCUGCGUUGGGGGAUGUUUUGUCUUCAUUGUCGUCAAAGAAGCAUAUCGUUCCAUACGAGAAUUCAACGCUAACUAGAGUACUUGCUGAUUCACUAGGCACCUUUUGGCAUUGA
This is a messenger RNA of Syzygium oleosum, 1110 nucleotides long. Its product is annotated as kinesin-like protein KIN-14A. Gene Ontology annotation, molecular function: ATP binding; microtubule binding; microtubule motor activity. The record is from RefSeq and is a predicted model, not a curated record. Gene Ontology annotation, biological process: microtubule-based movement. Bases 37 to 1110 code for a protein of 357 amino acids. NCBI's taxonomy places the organism in Eukaryota, Viridiplantae, Streptophyta, Magnoliopsida, Myrtales, Myrtaceae. The transcript is spliced from 8 exons.